AUGAAAUUCACUUCUUCCAUUGUCCUGCUGAGUGCGCCUUUCCUGGCCUUGAUUGGGUCGGCAUCAGCGUUUUUACCACCGACGCCAGCUUUUGCGCGGUCAGCCUCAAGCUUGUCCGUCGCUGUGGACACAUCCGAUAUUAAGAAUGGACUAACCGUCGAGAUUGACGGCGAACCUUACAAGGUACUGAACUUUUCCAUCAUGAAACAGGCCCGAGGUGCUGCCAAGACGACCAUCAAGUUUAAGAAUUUAAUGCGGGGCACUACCAUUGAGAACACAUACCGAAGCGGAGAAAAGUUCGAAACGGCCUUGAUUGAAAAGAUUGGCGCACAGUUUACUUACUCAGAAGGUAACACAUUCUUUUUUAUGAAUUCGGAAACAUUCGAGGAAAUUCCCGUCAGUGACAAGGUAGUCGACGAUAAAGUCAAAUGGAUUACGGAGGGCAGCGAAAUUUCUCUAGUACUUUUCAAAGAUAAAAUUAUUGAGGUCGUUGUCCCCUCGACGGCUGUCUACGAAGUCGUCGAAACCGAGCCCAACAUGAAGGGCAACACAGCUCAGGGCUACACCAAGCCUGCAACCCUUUCCAGUGGAGCCGUGAUUAGUGUACCUGGCUUUGUGGAACAGGGAGCCAAAAUUAAGGUUGACACCGACAAGGGAGAAUACAUUGAGCGUGUAAACGAAUAG
Molecule: messenger RNA, 684 nt
Organism: Phaeodactylum tricornutum CCAP 1055/1
Lineage: Eukaryota; Bacillariophyta; Bacillariophyceae; Surirellales; Neidiaceae
Exons: 2
Coding region: 1-684 (227 amino acids)
Biological process (GO): translational elongation; peptide biosynthetic process
Cellular component (GO): cytoplasm
Molecular function (GO): translation elongation factor activity
Source: RefSeq, a predicted model, not a curated record